AUGUCGUACUCGUGGAUUGGAGCUCCCACGGAGUUCAAUGGAACGGACCCAGAGACCGGCGGCGAUUCCGCCACCGAGAACUUGAACCAAUGGUAUCAGUCAGGCGACCAGGCCUUCAUCAUUGUUGCAGCAUGUAUGGUCCUGAUUAUGGUCCCGGGUAUCGCCUUUCUCUACUCCGGAUUGUCUCGAAGAAAGUCAGCCCUGUCCCUGAUCUGGGUCGUCAUGAUGUCCUUCAGCGUCAUCGUCUUCCAGUGGUACUUCUGGGGCUAUUCUCUGGCCUUCAGCAGCACGGCCACCAACGGCUUCAUCGGCGAUCUGCACCACUUUGGUCUGAUGAACACCCUCGCCGUGCCUUCGCCCGGUUCGCCGCUUAUUCCUGAGCUGCUGUACUCCUUCUACCAGAUGCAAUUCUGUGCCGUCACCGCAGCACUGGUUGUUGGUGCGACCGCCGAAAGAGGACGUGUCCUACCCGCCAUGGUCUUCACCUUCUUCUGGGCCACGAUCGUCUACUGCCCCGUCGCAUGCUGGGUCUGGAACAUCAACGGAUGGGCCUUCAACUACGGUGUCCUCGAUUAUGCCGGUGGUGGCCCGGUCGAGAUCGUCUCGGGUAUGUCGGCCCUGGCCUACUCGUGGGUCCUUGGACGCCGCCACGAGAAGAUGAUGCUCAACUUCCGACCCCACAACGUCUCUCUCAUCACCCUCGGAACGAUUCUGCUCUGGUUCGGUUGGUUGGGAUUCAACGGUGGUUCCGCUUUCGGCGCCAACCUGCGUGCCGUCAUGGCUUGCUGGAACUCGUGCCUGACUGCCAUGUUCGCCGCCAUGACCUGGUGUCUGCUUGAUUUCCGUCUUGCCAAGAAGUGGUCCAUGGUCGGUUGGUGCUCCGGUGUCAUUUCCGGACUUGUGGCCGCCACUCCUGCCUCUGGUUUCAUUCCUCCUUGGGCCUCCAUUGUUCUCGGUGUCGUUACUGGCGUCUGCUGUAACUUCGGAACCAAGGUCAAGUUCCUGGUCAAGAUCGAUGAUUCCCUCGAUGUCUUCGCUGAGCACGGUAUCGGCGGUAUGGUUGGACUUAUCUUCAACGCCCUCUUUGGUGCCGACUACAUCAUCGGCCUGGACGGUGUCAACACAGGUGUUAUCACUGGUGGCUGGAUCAACCAUAACUACAAGCAGCUCUACAUCCAGGUUGCCUACAUUGUCGCCUGCACAGCCUACUCUUUCGUUGUGUCGGCCAUCAUUGCCAAGGUCAUUGAUCUGAUCCCUGGCCUGCACCUCCGCGCCAGCGAGGAGGCUGAGCUCCUUGGUAUGGACGACGACCAACUUGGCGAGUUCGCCUACGACUACGUUGAGGUCCGCCGUGACUUCCUUGCAUGGACCCCCGCCAAGGAGGAGCCGUCUGGCGACGGCAUGAGAAUCAUCCCCCAGCACGGUAUUGAGGAGCACCAGAACCUGGCCAACACGAACGGCCACGCGCUCGAGCACGAGCAGGAGAAGUUUGGUGCUUCGGCCAGGGAUCCGGCCCGCGAGAAGGCCGCCGAGAGCGCGGCUGAGCGGGACGCUUCUUCUGAGCAGUAG
Messenger RNA from Neoarthrinium moseri, 1569 nucleotides. RefSeq lists its product as uncharacterized. The transcript has 4 exons. Lineage: Eukaryota; Fungi; Ascomycota; Sordariomycetes; Amphisphaeriales; Apiosporaceae. Gene Ontology annotation, biological process: ammonium transmembrane transport. The record is from RefSeq and is a predicted model, not a curated record. Gene Ontology annotation, molecular function: ammonium channel activity. Bases 1 to 1569 code for a protein of 522 amino acids. Gene Ontology annotation, cellular component: plasma membrane.